AUGUCGAGGAUCAGCCUGCCUAUCAAAAAGUUAAACGACAAGACCAAAAAUUGGACGACAUUAAUACAGGUCGUGGAAAGAACCCAUGUGAACACAAGCAAAAAUGAUUCAUCAGUCCUGUACCGUAGAUUUUUAUUUACUGAUGAAGAGGGCACUAAGGUUUCCGCAGUUGCCUAUAACCACGUCAUUAAUCAAUUCACGGAUAUGCUCCUCCCGUACAAAAGAUACUACUUAACAGGAAUUGCUCCUCCGGAGAAAGCUUCAUUUAAAGUAGGCGACUAUGAUUACAAUUGGCUCCUCGUGAAUGGCACUUAUGCAGAGGACUUUAUGGAAAGUAUACCACCACAGUUUCCAUGCCAUAUUGAACUUCAUAGGUUCGAAGACUUGCACAAAUUUGCAGACACCGGACAUUUGAAGAAAUUACAGGCCUACUUUGGCGUUGUUGUUCAUGCUCUACCUGUGAAAAAGUCUGGAGAAAACAACACAUCACGAGAUCUGGUCAUAAUUAAUGAAGUGAAAAAACCAUUGUUGCUAACAUUAUGGAAUCAAUUUGAGACGCAAGAGGGUCAGCAACUCGAAACUUCAAUGUCGGCAGGCAACAUUCUUUUGACUAUGAGAGUUAAAGCUUAUCCUUAUCAACAGAAGUCGGACACUUGCUUACUAAUCAAUCCACCAAUGGCAGCAACAGUUGAUUUGAAACAAUGGUACAUUGACAACAAGGACGAUGUAGCACGCCUUGUAAGUGAGGAGGCAUAUAAAAACACCAAUUUCCUAUUUCCGCCUCCCAAACAUUCGGACAUUAUCAGCAUUCAAAAUGCACUGAGAACGAUCAAGAAUAUCAAGACUUGCUGGAUUAGUGGCCGACUUGACUUUGUUGUAGGAAAUCGAGCGUUAUGGUACACUGCAUGCAACAACUGCCACAAAACUUACAAUGUGCCCCAUGAUACUGCCAUCAAAUGUAGGGGUUGUCAAAAAGAGGCAUACAUCGAAGCAAGGUGUCGUAUACCCAUAGCAAUCAAUGAUGGUACCGGCAUUGUAAAUGUCAUUGCCUAUGGUGAAGAUGCAGAAAAAUUAAUUCCAUUCAACGGCAUCCAAAUGGAAAAGAUUUAA
This is a messenger RNA of Striga hermonthica, 1110 nucleotides long. The record is from the annotation of a GenBank genome assembly. NCBI's taxonomy places the organism in Eukaryota, Viridiplantae, Streptophyta, Magnoliopsida, Lamiales, Orobanchaceae.